UCAUGUCUUGUUUUCUGGGAAUUUCACGUUGAGGAAUACAUAAUUAAAGAACCAAACAUGGGGACGAUCACAGCAUCUUUGGAAAGGUCUUUACGAAACUGUACUCUGAACCAUGAAAAUGGCGCUGAAGCAGAAGAAGAAAAAGAAGACGGUUAUAAUAUCAAGGUCCCAGACGGUGCCGUUUUCAACACUGGCUUCGAGGAGCUCAACUCCCAUGUCUCCCUCCCUUACUACUGGGAACAACAAGGCCUUGAUGUGAAGACGGCGGAGUUUUACUAUAAAAAACGGAGGGACGGGGCGGAACCGACUGAGGAUCCAAUGACGGAAGCGGCAGCCGAAAACGGCAGAGAUUUAUCUUCCUCCGAAGAAGACGACGGCGAUAUCUGGUAUGACAGUGAAGACUACUUAUCAUAUUCAUCGGAAUUAUCUCCUUCAAGGGAUUACAACGAUAACAAUAACGACCAGCCCCGUGGGGUACUCGAGAAAGAAAACGACAACGUAUUGGUGGUGGCUGGUUGCAGGAGCUGCUAUAUGUAUUUCAUGGUCCCCAAGAAAGUUGAAGAUUGUCCCAAAUGUAACGGUCAUCUUCUUCGUUUCGAUCGAUCCCCGAGUAGUUCACCAUCGUCAACAUGAUCCGGAUUUGUGAAACUUUUUAGGGUCUUCAAAUAUUUCUAAAGUUUUUUUUUACAGGUUUGAAUAAUGAGUUACUUAGAGAGAUGAAUAUUGGUGCUUAGCGUUUGUUUGGGGCGCCAUUGAAGUCCA
Molecule: messenger RNA, 762 nt
Organism: Hibiscus syriacus
Lineage: Eukaryota; Viridiplantae; Streptophyta; Magnoliopsida; Malvales; Malvaceae
Exons: 2
Coding region: 58-633 (191 amino acids)
Source: RefSeq, a predicted model, not a curated record